AUGCUUACCUCCAAAAAUUGUCAAGGAGAGAAAAUCCAAUACCUGCAACAACUGAUAUUGAGAUUGAUUGGUCUAAUCUAUGCAUUUGCCUUCUCCAGUUGGUACUACCAAAUACCAGCACUCUAUGCUAACAAUGGAUUGAUGCCUAUAUCCAAAAUGGAAUGGUACGAUGUCACCAAAAUGCCCACUCUCCUCCAACUAUAUAAAAAAGCAUCCUUUCUUACCAUGAUUACAAUUGUGGGCACCCUCAUUGGCUUAUUAGCAUUUGCAUCCUCCAAAUUCAUUAAAUGGUACACCUUCUUUAUAUUGUGGGUGUUGUACCUUUCCCUUUAUACAGUAGGUUAGGACUUCAGCCAAUUCCAAUGGGACAUAAUGCUUUUGGAGACUGGCUUCAUUUGUAUAAUCUUUUGCAUUACACCCAUUGUAGGAAGAGAAUUGCUUCGUUGGCUUGCAUUUAGACUCUACUUUUCCAGUGGAUUGGUCAAACUCUUAAGUCAAUGCGAUACAUGGUGGAAUCUGACUGCAUUGCAUCAUCAUUUUGCAUCGUAAUGCAUACCUCACUUUCUAUCCUGGUGGGCACAUCAAUUACCAGGGGAACUCAAAAAACUGAUGGUGGCUUCCAAUUUCUAUGUACUUAUUUUUGGAGCUAUUUACUUCUACUUCCCCAGAAGAUUUAUGAGAAUAUUUGGAUUCAUUUUGCAAUUCUUAAUGCAAAUCGGCAUCAUCCUAACAGGAAAUUAUAACUUUUUUAAUCUGUUAUCCAUUGUCCUUGCAAUGGUAGUGUUGGAUGAUCACUUCAUUUAUAAGUACUUCCCCAGUCAAAUAAAGUAAUUUAUUAAUAUGCCUAAAACAAUUGAAGAAUUUGAUUAAAAAGAGAACAAAAGAAUUUACAAAUACUCUGAAAUUGUCAUUUGCUUCUAUAUGACUGGAGUACUAAUCUACAACUUCUUCCCUUACGAAACUAUAAUGCAGGGCAAGAAACUCCCGUUCACUGUUUAAGAUAUUGGAAAGUACUUUCUCACAGAAGAUACUUUAACUUAUUUUUUACUAUAUGUGUUGACAUUCUUCUUUUUCUAUAUUACAUAUUUCAAUCUUCAGAAUGCUACUGCUCAAAGCACUAUGGCUGCCAUCACACAAACAUUGAUUAAAAUUGUUGUGUUUAUCACUAUGUUUAGCAUGUCCAAUCUGACAUUCCAAUAAGGAAUAGGUCUCAGACAAAUUAAUAGUCCCAUCAUACCAUAGCAAUAUUUGUAAUAUAUUCAAGGUUACACAUAUCCCUUUCAUCUCUUUAAUAGUUAUGGCUUAUUCAGAAAAAUGACUGGUGUAAAUGGCAGACCUGAACUUAUUUUUGAAGGCAGCGAUGAUGGCAACAAAUGGUUAGAAUAUCAUUUCCAUUAUAAACCUGGAAAGCUUAAUGAAAUAUCACCAUUUGUUGUACCUCAUCAACCUAGAUUGGAUUGGUAAUUAUGGUUUGCAUCCUUAUAAGAAAAUCCUUCAGAUUUAUAUUUAAUUCACCUUGUUUAUAAGAUGUUGGAUGGUUAAAAUAUUGAGGACUUUGUUUCUAGCAAUCCAUUUUAAAAGAAACCACCCAAGUACAUUAGAAUUAAUAAGUAUCUAUAUUACUUUACGAAUGUCACUGAGAUGAUACAAACUGGAAACUUUUGGAAAAGAAUUUGGAAAUCAGUUUACUUGCCUUCAAUUUCAUUGUAGGAUAGUUAAUUGCAAAGCAUAAAGUAGAAGUAUGAAUUUGAAUCUGCUGCCAAUAAAUCGAAAGAGAAACCAACGUAAUUACCAUUGUGGACAUUGAUAGUGAGUGUGAUUAUUUAUGCAUUUUAUUGA
This is a messenger RNA of Paramecium tetraurelia, 1839 nucleotides long. RefSeq lists its product as uncharacterized. Gene Ontology annotation, cellular component: endoplasmic reticulum membrane. The transcript is spliced from 2 exons. The record is from RefSeq and is a predicted model, not a curated record. NCBI's taxonomy places the organism in Eukaryota, Ciliophora, Oligohymenophorea, Peniculida, Parameciidae. Gene Ontology annotation, biological process: protein maturation.